AAAUAUCACGGACUUUGAGGGAUCUCCAUGCAUUUUUCUGUUUCCUCUUUUCCCGCGACCGCGGCUGCUCGCCGACCGGUAUCAGACGCGGAAAGAUAUUCGUAGGCGCGAUGGUUUCCCGCCCUCUGUAGUGUACCCCAUCUUUCGCUGGUCAAUCGCCCUCUCCCGCCGUCGCCGAAGCAGCAGGGCGUCUCUCCUUGUGUGAUAGCCUGAUAGGGGUAAUAGCUGCCCCGUCGAUAUUGCGAUUCGCUCGCAGUACGAUUCUAGGGUUAGGUUUAGGGUUCCUGUUCGGCGUCCAUUCUCCGGCGAUGGGGAACAAGGCCAACGAGGAGCAGAUCGCUGUGGUCCGCUCCGUGGUCGGCGCGGACUUCUCGGAGAUGGACGUAAUCCGCGCCCUCCACAUGGCCAACAACGACGCCGCCGCUGCCAUCAACAUCAUCUUCGACACCCCUCACCUCCGCCUCACUACGGCCGCAGCCCUUGCAAGCCCCACGGCCGCCGCCAGGAAGAAAUCCCUCAAAUCCUCCUCACCUCCUGUUCGGCAAACUGCUUCCGGCACCGCCACCUCCAUUGCUAAGGAGGUAGCUCGGAGCGCGGACAUUGAUCGGAAUCUUAGUAAUGUUGGCGCCAAGGGAGAUCUGGAGCCCGCAAGCAGUAGGUUGCCAGAUCGUAGAGAUACUGAUUGGUGGUUUGUCGGGAGCUCUGACAUCGUGGGGCUGUCGACUUGCAAGGGUAGGCGGCUUAAGGUGGGAGACAAGGUGGCCUUUACUUUUCCUUCGGGCAACAACUCCUCCGUCUCCCCUUGCACCGCGAGAUUUCCCGGCCGAGGGCGGCCCAUUGCUCCUUGCUCAAAAAUAGUGAGGUUUUCGACAGAGGAUCACGGAGAGGUUGGCCGCAUACCAAAUGAGUGGGCUCGGUGCCUGCUUCCUCUUGUGAGGGAGAAGAAGAUCAGGAUUGAGGGGUAUUGUAAAUCUUCCCCGGACGUUCUUGCAAUCAUGGAUUCUAUAGUGUUGUCUGUCAGUGUGUACAUCAAUAUUUUGAUGUUACGUAAGCACGCCCAAACAUCAGUGAAGCCUGCUGGGAUUGCUAGCGAGGAGUCUACAAUUCAUCCACUACCAACACUGUUUGGGUUACUUGGGCUCACUCCUUUUAAAAAGGCUGAGCUUACUCCAGAGGACAUUGAGACUAGGAAACGACCCAUGAUAUCUAAGGGUAGCUCCAGAUUGCCGACAACAAAGUUACCUUCUGAGAAAUGUAGAAAGCUAUCUCCUACUGGAAGUAAAGUUCAAAAUGAUCAGGAGAUUAUAUCAGAAUUUGAAUUAGAUAGUAUUAUAGGAAUCACAGAUAGUCCCGAAUUGGAGGAGAUGGAUCCACCUGACACUCUUCGAUGUGAUCUACGCCCUUAUCAAAAACAGGCUCUUCAUUGGAUGAUGCAGCUUGAGAAAGGAAGGUGUAAAGAGGAUGCAAGCAUGACUCUUCACCCCUGUUGGGAUGCAUAUCGCCUUGUGGAUAAGAGAGGGCUUGUUGUUUAUCUAAAUCCAUUUUCAGGGGAUGCCACUACUGAAUUUCCAAAUACUCUUCAGAUUGCAAGAGGCGGGAUUCUGGCAGAUGUGAUGGGACUCGGCAAGACCAUCAUGACUAUAGCUCUUUUGCUUGCUGAAACUGGCAAAGGGUGUUUGUCUACUUCCUCUGCAAGUCAGGUUGCUGACGAAGCUAGCAAAAUCAACGCAUCCGAUCAAUUCGGCAAUGCUUUCAAGAAAUCAACAAGUAUAUCUCGUUUUAGUAAGCUACUGAAACCCAAGACUGCACUUACAGGUGGGGGCAAUUUAAUCGUCUGUCCCAUGACUCUCUUAAGUCAGUGGAAGGAUGAGAUUGAAACACAUGUUUUACCAGGUUCUCUAGGUAUUUACAUUCAUUAUGGGCAAAGCAGGCCAAAAGAUGCAAAACUGCUGGCACAAAGUGAUGUUGUUUUGACAACCUAUGGUGUUUUAGCAUCAGAAUUUUCAGCUGAGAAUGCUGCAGAUAAUGGUGGACUUUACUCAGUUCACUGGUUCAGAGUUGUUCUUGAUGAAGCGCAUACUAUUAAAUCGGCAAAAAGCCAGAUUUCUGUCGCUGCUGCUGCUCUCUCUGCUGAUCGGCGAUGGUGCCUUUCUGGCACACCUAUUCAGAACAACUUGGAGGAUAUAUACAGUCUUCUUCGAUUUUUGAGGAUUGAACCCUGGAGAUACUGGGCGCUGUGGCACAAACUUAUACUAAAGCCCUUCGAGGAAGGUGAUGAACGGGGAUUAUAUCUUGUACAGUCUAUACUAAAACCUAUUAUGUUAAGAAGAACCAAAUCUAGCACAGAUAAGGAGGGCAGGCCCAUAAUCACUCUUCCUCCUGCAAAUGUUGAAGUGCUUUACUGUGACCUAUCAGAAACUGAGAAAGACUUCUAUGAUGCCUUAUUUCGAAGAUCAAAGGUAAAGUUUGAUCAGUUUGUCGAGCAAGGGAGGGUUCUUCACAAUUAUGCAUCAAUUUUGGAGCUGCUUUUACGACUUCGCCAGUGUUGUGAUCAUCCAUUUCUUGUCAUGAGUCGCGGUGAUACACAAGAGUUCUCAGACCUCAGUAAGCUUACAAGACAUUUCCUUAAAGGCGCUAGGGAUUCUAAUGGAGAAGAUUCUGGUGCUGUUCCUUCAAAGGCAUACAUUAAUGAAGUAGUCGAGGAGUUGAAGAAAGGUGAAGAAGGUGAAUGCCCGAUAUGCCUAGAAGCUUUCGAGGAUGCUGUGCUGACACCAUGUGCCCAUCGCUUGUGUAGAGAGUGCCUCCUCACCAGUUGGCGGAGUGCGACAGCUGGCCUUUGCCCUGUUUGUAGAAAACCCAUGAACCGGCAAGAUCUUAUCACUGCUCCUACCAGAAGUCGUUUCCAAAUUGAUAUCAAUAAGAAUUGGGUGCCAUCCUCAAAGGUUUCUUUUCUUCUGCGUGAGUUGGAAAACCUUCGAACUUCAGGGGCCAAAAGCAUUGUCUUUAGCCAGUGGACUGCAUUCUUGGAUCUUCUGGAAAUUCCACUUUCCCGAUGUAGUUUCUCCUUCACCCGACUAGAUGGGACCUUGAAUCAACAGCAAAGGGAGAGAGUUAUCAAAGAAUUUACGGAGGAUAAGAACAUACUGGUACUACUGAUGUCACUGAAGGCCGGUGGUGUUGGAAUAAAUCUUACUGCAGCAUCAAAUGCCUUCGUCAUGGUAUGGUAGUCCAAAAAAACUCGUGCAGAGUCUAGAGAAGAUUAUGCUAAAGUAUCUGUAUGUGUCCAUUGGUUGCUUUUAUUUUGCUCAACUCGGAUAUUAGAGAUCUCUACAGGUUGAAGUUCACAAGAAUUCACAAUAUUUGUAUGCCUUGUUAAUAUCUCCAUUUGAGUUGAUCUAGCAGAAAAUAUUGACGGAAAAAGCUUGUAAGAUGAGUCUGUACUUGACAUUAGUGCUACCUAUGUUCACAAACUUGUAGAUGAGGUCAGCUAGUUAUGCAAUGUUUUUUUUUCCCCUUUAUUCUCCUUACGAAGGAAAGAAGGUUUAAAACAAUUGGUUCCAGCAA
Molecule: messenger RNA, 3564 nt
Organism: Ananas comosus (pineapple)
Lineage: Eukaryota; Viridiplantae; Streptophyta; Magnoliopsida; Poales; Bromeliaceae
Product: putative SWI/SNF-related matrix-associated actin-dependent regulator of chromatin subfamily A member 3-like 2
Exons: 18
Coding region: 309-3227 (972 amino acids)
Molecular function (GO): zinc ion binding; ATP-dependent chromatin remodeler activity; ATP binding
Source: RefSeq, a predicted model, not a curated record